Messenger RNA from Nannospalax galili (Upper Galilee mountains blind mole rat), 924 nucleotides. Its product is annotated as olfactory receptor 2D3-like. The coding region runs from base 1 to 924 and encodes 307 amino acids. Gene Ontology annotation, cellular component: membrane. Lineage: Eukaryota; Metazoa; Chordata; Mammalia; Rodentia; Spalacidae. The transcript has a single exon. The record is from RefSeq and is a predicted model, not a curated record. Gene Ontology annotation, molecular function: G protein-coupled receptor activity; olfactory receptor activity. Gene Ontology annotation, biological process: G protein-coupled receptor signaling pathway.
AUGGGCAAGGAAAACCAAACCUCUGUGACAGAAUUCAUCCUCCUGGGCCUCUCACAGGACCCAAACACCCAAGUCCAGCUCUUCCUUCUCUUUCUCCUCAUCUACCUGCUGACGGUGCUGGGAAAUCUGCUCAUAAUCCUGCUCAUUCACAUGGACCCCAGACUCCACACUCCCAUGUACUUUUUUCUUAGAAAUCUGUCCUUUGCUGAUCUCUGUUUUUCUACAACUACAGUACCCCAAGUGCUUGUCCACUUCCUGGUGAAGAAGAAGACCAUUUCUUUUGCUGGGUGCGCAAUGCAGUUAGUUGUUUUAAUUCUGAUUGGGGGAACAGAGUGUGCCCUUCUGGCAGUCAUGUCCUAUGAUCGGUAUGUGGCUGUCUGCAAGCCUCUGCAUUACUCCACCAUCAUGACACACUGGGUGUGUGUCCAGUUGGUUGCUGGAUCCUGGGCCAGUGGUGCAUUUGUGUCCCUGUUGGAUGCCACAUUCACGCUACAUCUUCCUUAUGAAGGAAACAAUAUCAUUAACCAUUUUUUCUGUGAACCUCCUGCUCUCCUGAAGGUGGCCUCAGCAGACACGUACAGCACAGAAAUGGCCAUCUUUGCAAUGGGCGUCGUUUUCCUCCUGGCACCUGUUUUCCUCAUCUUCAUUUCCUACUGGAACAUCAUCUCCACUGUGAUCCGGAUGCAGUCUGCAGAGGGGAGGGUCAAGGCCUUCUCCACCUGUGGUUCCCAUCUCAUUGUCAUUGGUCUCUUCUAUGGCUCUGCAAUAUUUGCUUACAUGAGGCCAAACUCCAAGAUAAUGAAUGAAAGGGACAAAAUGAUUUCAGUGUUCUACUCAGCAGUGACCCCCAUGCUGAACCCUUAUGUAUACAGUCUGAGGAACAAAGAUGUCAAAGGGGCGCUCAAAAGGAUCAUUUCAAAAUAA